GCUCGCGUCAUCCAGACCUAUAAAAGCUGGCGUUUUCCGGGCCUCCCCCCCUCACAAACUUCACCGAGACACAGAGGUGGCUCCUUAACCCAGCAAACCGGAGCCCUGACACCCCGACCUCAGCUCCCGCCUGCAAUCAACCCAGAGCGGAGUUCAUCUCAGCGACUGGAGGAGAAAUGUUUACGAUAUAAAGAGGGAACCUCAAAUCCGAGGUGGAAGGCAAGAGUCACGUUUCCCACUGGCCAAGUCGUCCCUUUGCAGUGAAUCCGGCAGUAGUGUGAGUGCGGACUGAGUCGAUUGGAAGUAUAGCUGGUGUCGCCUCAGAGACAGAACUCUUGUCUGGAGCGAGCCCCCCCUCGCCUGUUUAUUUGACCAACUUGAAAAUGGAGAUUCGAAUAGGUUACCUUUUGUUGCUGGUUGUUCAGUGGCAGCUGUGUGGCGCUAUACAGUGGCUCGCCAUCGCAGUCAGCGGGACCGCUGUGGGUUGGAACCAUACCCAGCAUUGUAAACGGCCUGGGUUAGUCCCAGACCAGCAGCAGCUCUGCCGGAGGAACCUGGACCUCAUGCCCAGUAUGGUGUUCGCGGCGCAGCAGACGCGUCUGGUUUGUCAGAAAGCCAUGGCAGACAUGAGGUGGAACUGCUCCUCCAUCCAGUUAGCCCCCCGCUUCAAUCCAGACUUAAACAGAGGAACACGAGAAUCAUCCUUCGUGUAUGCACUGUCUUCUGCUGCACUCAGUCAUUCCAUAGCUCGAUUCUGUGCUUCUGGCGAGUUGCCAACUUGUUCCUGUGGUCUCAGCCCAGCUGAGGUUCCUGGGCCUGACUUCAGGUGGGGUGGUUGCGGGGACAACCUCCGCUAUGGGCUGCAGCUUGGCUCUGUUUUUGCAGAUGCACCAAUGAAAGGCAACAGAGCUGGAACACAGGCGAACAGACUGAUGAAUAAACACAACAAUGAUGUUGGCAGACAGGCAUUGAUUGAUUCCUUGGAAACCAAGUGCAAAUGUCAUGGUGUUUCUGGUUCAUGUUCUGUAAAGACCUGCUGGAAGGGAUUACAGGAACUAAACAAGAUUGCUGUUAAUCUUAAGUCAAAAUAUCUGGCAGCCACCAGAGUGAUUCACCGUUAUGUUGGCACAAGAAAACAACUUGUGCCUAAAGAGCUUGAUAUCCGACCAGUUCGGGAGAAUGAACUGAUUUAUCUAGUGGGAUCACCUGACUACUGCACAGCAAGUGAAAAACAAGGCUCCUAUGGUACUCAUGAGAGACAAUGCAACAAGACUUCUGUGCGCAGCGACAGCUGUAACCUGAUGUGCUGUGGUCGGGGAUACAAUGCAUACACAGAAACAAUUAUAGAACGAUGUAGUUGCAAGUAUCAUUGGUGUUGUUACGUAACCUGCAAAAAAUGUGAAAGGACAGCGGAACGGUAUGUUUGUAAAUAAUUGCUAAGGACCUUGCUCUAUAAAAUAGUAGUAGACUAAAUUAAGCAGUGUCUGGGAACAUAAACCAUGGGGAGGGUUAAAAACCUGGAGACGGUUGCCAAGAUAAAGACCAAAAAUUCCUUGGACACUACUGGCAAAAUGAGUGCAGCGAACCUCAAUAUUGAGAGAAAAACAACAGAUAAAAGGCAAAAUUGAAAAACCAAGAGAAUGGACAAGUUUUAUUCAAACGAAUGGCAAGUGGACACAUUUUCAUUUAUCAGAAUGAUUCUUUUGUUCCUUUGCUGUGUUCAGUGGCCUGAAGGAUAGUUGACAUGUUCAGCAGGAAGAAUGCCAGUGAUUUGAGUGAAGAGAAUGGAGUUGAAAUAGAGGAGAGAGCUGUGAUCAACACUAAUCAAUUGUUGAAGAGAAAGAUGGUGAAGGACAAAAUGAAAAGAAAGCGCUGCUCAAUCUGGGAAGAAUUAAACGGGGUACACUUUCCAGUGUUGAGGGAACAAAUAUGACCUUGGACGAUCAUCUGUUCUGAUUCCUUAACAUUGAAAUGCUGUAAGUACAGUGCAGCAGAACAUGUUAUCGAGCAUUACAACAGAGGCAUUCCACCUAGUUUGGAGUGUAACCUUAAACCCUAAGUAUGAUGACAAAUUCCAAUGCGCUGGAACUUAUUACAAUGUGCAAUAAAUGUGCCACCCUACCACUGACAGAUAUAAUUUCGUUAGGAAAAGGACUCCUAGUAAAAGUUUCAGUGUUGCCAAAUACGUGGCAGUUCUUAUUUAUGGACGAUUUUGGGGGAGGUUGGGGAAGGAGAGAGCUGGCUAGAUGUGUUUUUCACAGAGGCUGGCAUAUCAAGCUUGGUAAGCACAGGUUCUAUUUACAUGAAAGGGGAACGCUGGUUUCUGUCACAUUCAUAAUUUUGUAGCAGUCAGCUGGUACUUCAAUUUGUGUGCUUUUGUUAUGUAGUGUUUUGUUUAAUGU
This is a messenger RNA of Hemiscyllium ocellatum (epaulette shark), 2402 nucleotides long. Its product is annotated as protein Wnt-11b-like. Gene Ontology annotation, biological process: neuron differentiation; cell fate commitment; canonical Wnt signaling pathway. Gene Ontology annotation, molecular function: frizzled binding; cytokine activity. Bases 384 to 1433 code for a protein of 349 amino acids. Gene Ontology annotation, cellular component: extracellular region. Lineage: Eukaryota; Metazoa; Chordata; Chondrichthyes; Orectolobiformes; Hemiscylliidae. The record is from RefSeq and is a predicted model, not a curated record. The transcript has 6 exons.